Messenger RNA from Gorilla gorilla gorilla (western lowland gorilla), 4086 nucleotides. RefSeq names its product lymphocyte antigen 96 (gene LY96). The record is from RefSeq and is a predicted model, not a curated record. Gene Ontology annotation, molecular function: lipopolysaccharide immune receptor activity; Toll-like receptor 4 binding; lipopolysaccharide binding. Lineage: Eukaryota; Metazoa; Chordata; Mammalia; Primates; Hominidae. The transcript has 4 exons. Gene Ontology annotation, cellular component: lipopolysaccharide receptor complex. The coding region runs from base 75 to 467 and encodes 130 amino acids. Gene Ontology annotation, biological process: detection of lipopolysaccharide; positive regulation of lipopolysaccharide-mediated signaling pathway; innate immune response.
GUUAAAUCUUUUCUGCUUACUGAAAAGGAAGAGUUGUCCUCUUUGCGUUUGUAAAGCUUUGGAGACAUUGAAUCAUGUUACCAUUUCUGUUUUUUUCCACCCUGUUUUCUUCCAUAUUUACUGAAGCUCAGAAGCAGUAUUGGGUCUGCAACUCAUCCGAUGCAAGUAUUUCAUACACCUACUGUGGGAGAGAUUUAAAGCAAUUAUAUUUCAAUCUCUAUAUAACUGUCAACACCAUGAAUCUUCCAAAGCGCAAAGAAGUUAUUUGCCGAGGAUCUGAUGACGAUUACUCUUUUUGCAGAGCUCUGAAGGGAGAGACUGUGAAUACAACAAUAUCAUUCUCCUUCAAGGGAAUAAAAUUUUCUAAGGGAAAAUACAAAUGUGUUGUUGAAGCUAUUUCCGGGAGCCCAGAAGAAAUGCUCUUUUGCUUGGAGUUUGUCAUCCUACACCAACCUAAUUCAAAUUAGAAUAAAUUGAGUAUUUAAAAAAAAUUUUAAAGGUAUUGUUCCUGUUUUAAGGGUACCCAGGAUUUGUUUUAAUCAGAUAUGGUAGGACAGGAAGACACAGAAAUGACUGUCAUGAAGAAAGAAGCUUAUCCUCACAGAUCUCUAGGAAACGGAGGCAUGGUGCAUCAUGCAGAGCCACCUGGGGAAGCACCAGUGUCUGUGAGAGUGUGGAGGAAGGGGAAGAGAAUGUGGGCAAGAGUGUUUAUUAUGUUUUCCACAGGAAGCAAUGGGCAAGGUAGGGUAAGUAAUUGAUAUGGUUUGGCUGUGUCCCCAUUCAAAUCUCAUCUUGAAUUGUAGUUCCCAUAAUCCCCACAUGUCAUGGGGGACCCAGUGGGAGGUAAUUCAAUCAUGGGGGUGGUUACCUCCAUGCUGUUCUCAUGAUAGUGAAUGAGUUCUCGUGAGAUCUGAUGGUUUUAUAAGGAGCUUUCCCCACCCACCCUUUUGCUCUGCACUUCACCUUCCUGCCACCAUACGAAGAAGGACGCGUUUGCUUCCCCUUCUGCCAUGAUUGUUUCCUGAGGCCUCCCCAGCCCUGCAGAGCCGUGAGUCAGUUAAACCUCUUUCCUUUAUUUUACUUAUUGUUUUGAGAUGGAGUCUCACUCUGUCACCCAGGCUGGAGUGCAGUGGCGCCAUCUCGGCUCACUGCAACCUCUGCCUUCCAGGUUCAAGUGAUUCUCCUGCGUCAGCCUCCCAAGUAGCUGGGAUUACAGGCACCUGCCAUCACACCUGGCUAAUUUUUGUAUUUUUAGUAGAGAUGGGGUUUCACCAUAUUGGUCAGGCUGGUCUUGAACUCCUGACCUCAGGUGAUCAGACUCCCAAAGUGCUGGGAUUACAGGCAUGAGCCACUGCGCCCAACCUAAACCUCUUUCCUUUAGAAAUUACCCAGUCUUGGGUAUUUCUUCAUAGUAGCGUGAGAAUGGACUAAUACAGCAGUGUUGACCUAAAAGGAAGAAGCUGAGACAGAAUUAGUGUAAGUAGAGAGUUUAUUUGGGCCAAGCUUGAGGACUGCAUCCUGGGAGCAUGGCAACUUGAGUUGCCCUGAAUAUAUACUCCAUAAAUUAGCAGCAGUUACAAGAGGGUUUUUAAAGGGAAAGAAGAGGGAGUUUCUGAGUUGUUUACCAAGAAUUUACAUUAAAAAGGCUGGGUGCAGUGGCUCACACCUGUAAUCCCAUCAAUUUGGGAGGCUGAGGCGGGCAGAUCACCUGAGGUCAGGAGUUUGAGACCAGCCUGGCCAACAUGGUGAAAUCCUGUCUCUUCUAAAAAUACAGAAAUUAGCUGGGCCUGGUGGCAUGCGCCUGUAAUCCCAGCUACUCGGAAGGCUGAGGCAGGAGAAUCGCUUGAACCCGGGAGGUGAAGGUUGUAGUGAGCCAAGAUUGUGCCACUGCACUCCAGCCUGGUGACAGAAGUGUUUUUGGUGAAGUUUAUAGAAACAAAAGGAUGGGGUCUUUUCUGCUUGGAGACCCCUCUCUCUAUAUAGAGAAAGCUGUUUCUCUUUCUCUUCUCUUCUGCCUAUUAAACCUCCACUCCUAAACUCCUCGUGUGUGUUUGUGUCCUAAGUUUUCCUGGUGCAAGAUGACAAACCCUGGGUUUAUACUCCAGACAGCGUAGCAGCUUCAUAUUGGAGGUUCAUCUGGGAUACCAAAGUACAACGUUCAUUGAAACGGUGAGCAGAGGAGCAGACUCCAACUCUGUCCUUUCAUUUCAAGGCUGUCAGCCUCCAUUUAAGAACCAAAUCAAACCAACUACUGGGCCACCUUCAGCCAUUUAAAAAUGAUUAGCAUGGCUGCCAGCCUUAUAAGACUUGGAGGAUAGGCUUUCUGGAGAGAACAUGGAGAAUCCCCGAGUACCCAUGGGUUGUUGGGCAUAUUGGCCCUGUUUGAACCAGCUUACUUUCAGAGAGGACUUAGCUGUUGCAUGGAGCUGGAAGAGGUUUUGGAGCAACUGAGGAUUUCUGGCUGGGGCUACCCCCGUGUUAUCCAAAGGCUUCUGGACUGACCCCAGCUUCCGACCACCUGAUAGGGUGUCAGUAAUAGGAUCGCCACCUUUCCUAUUGUAAUUUCCUCCUUUCCUGUCCACGACCACCAUAUCUCUCAUCCUCUCUGUAUAAAAUCCGGAGUAUAUGCCGCCUGCUGGUCUUUUCCACUUGGAGACUAUUUCUCUUUCUUUUCUCUUCUGCCUAUUAAACCUCUCUCUGCUCCAAAAAAACAAAACACAAAAAGACAUAAGGAUGUGUUUUUUGCUAAAGAAAAUGUAAUUUUGCUGGGUGUGGUGGCUCACGCCUGUAAUCCCAGCACUUUGGGAAUCCAAAGCGGGCAGAUCACAAGGUUAGGAGUUCGAGACCAGCCUGGCCAGUAUGGUGAAACCCCGUCUCUACUGAAAAUACAAAAAUUAGCCGGGUGUGGUGGCGGGCACCUGUAAUCCCAGCUACUUAGGAGGCUGAGGCUGAGGCAAGAGAAUUGCUUGAACCCAGGAGGCGGAGGUUGCGGUGAGCCGAGAUCGUGCCACUACUGCACUCCAGCCUGGGCGACAGAGUGAGACUCUGUCUCAAAAAAAAAAAAAAAGUAAUUUUUUUUUAGUUAAGUGACUAUUUAAGAGUUGCUUUAGAGUAAAGGAAAAAUUAUACAGAUAAAACUAAAUGGAUAAAGAGAAAAACUAAGCCCAGGCAACAAAAUUACCUCUGAGACCUGUGGUUACCAAGAAGACAGUCAAUGUGGAGGAAGGGCAAAAUUAAGCAACCAUUAAAACCAGAGGGUAGCCAGGCAUGGUGGCUUCUGCCUGUAAUCGCACCACUUUGGGAGGCCAAGGUGGGUGGGUCACCUGAGGUCAGGAGUUCCAGACUAGCCUGGCCAAGACGGUGAAACCCUCAUCUCUAUUAAAAAUACAAAAAUUAUCUGGUAGUGGUGGCGCACGCCUGUAAUCCCAGCUACUUUGGAUGCUGAGGAGUGAGAAUCUCUUGCACCCAGGAGGCGGAGGUUGCAGUGAGCCGAAAUUGUGCCACUGCACUCCAGCGUGGGUGGCAGAGCAAGAUCCUGUCUCAAAAAACAAAAACAAAACAAAACAAAAAAACAACCAACCAACCAAACAUAAAACCCGGAAAGCCGCAGGGGACUGUGUAAAUGAAUUGUUCCAUUUUGUAGAUUGGUAUCAUCAUCUCCCUGAGAAACCUUUACUACAAUUAAGGGAGGAGACCACCCCUCAUAUUGUCUUAUGCCCAGUUUCUGCCUCCAAAGGAAGAAGAAGUAAAAACUAAAAGGCAGAAAUGAAAUCCACAGGCAGACAGCCCCGCGUGCUGCGCCCUGGGCCUGGUAAAGAUCAACCCCUGACCGAUUCCAGACAUUGUAUGGAAAAGCGUUGUGAAAAUCCCUGUCCUGUUCUGUUCUGUUCUGUUCUGAUUACCUGUGCAUGCAGCCCCCUGUCAUGUACCCCCUGCUUGCUCAACCGAUCACGACCCUCUUACGCGGACCCCCUUAGAGUUGUAAGCCCUUAAAAGGGACAGGAAAUGCUCACUCGGAGAGCUCGGUUUUUGGAGAUGUGAGUCUGCCCGGUGCUUCCAGCUGAAUAAAGCCCUUUCCUUCCACAA